This is a messenger RNA of Girardinichthys multiradiatus, 2227 nucleotides long. RefSeq names its product WD repeat domain 13 (gene wdr13). The transcript has 10 exons. Gene Ontology annotation, cellular component: nucleus. The record is from RefSeq and is a predicted model, not a curated record. The coding region runs from base 154 to 1602 and encodes 482 amino acids. Lineage: Eukaryota; Metazoa; Chordata; Actinopteri; Cyprinodontiformes; Goodeidae. Gene Ontology annotation, molecular function: protein binding; promoter-specific chromatin binding.
UUAUGUAAAUCUUCGUCAGGAUCUAAGAGACUCAUCAGUUUGUGGGCUGGUCACGCGGGUCACGUGACUUGACAGGAACAGCAGCGAUGGAGAAAAGCUAAGGAAGGACUCUGCCCUGGCAGUGGCUUCCUCUCUACCCAGAGUGAUUGUGGAAUGGCAGCAGUUUGGCAGCAGGUUUUGGCAGUGGACGCAAGGUACAAUGCUUACCGCACGCCUACCUUCCCACAGUUCCGAACUCAGUACAUCCGCCGACGCAGCCAGCUGCUCAGAGAGAACGCCAAGUGUGGCUUUGAGCCAGGGCUGCGCAGGCAGUACCUGAAGCUGCGCAGUCAGCUGUUAGCCCUACGCUACGGGCCCCUGUCUGAGCAGAGCAGCUUCAGGGCCAGCAGCGUGCGCAGCUCCCGUACCACACUGGACCGCAUGGAGGACUUUGAGGAGGAUCCCCGUGCUCAAGGGGCUCGUGGUCAUCGGCGGUCUGUCAGCAGAGGCUCCUACCAGCUACAGGCCCAGAUGAACAGAGCGGUCUAUGAUGAGAGGCCUCCGGGCAGCUUGGUGCCCACCUCAGUGGCAGAGGCAAGCCGUGCUAUGGCCGGAGAUACAACCCUGAGUGAGAACUAUGCUUUUGCUGGCAUGCACCACAUAUUUGACCAACAUGUUGACUCUGCUGUUCCACGGUUACAGUUUGCUAAUGAUGACAAGCACCUCCUUGCUUGCUGCUCGUUGGACGGCACCCUGUCCAUUAUGACGCUGUCCCCCCCUCCACCGAGUGUGAAGCUGACCCUGAAAGGACAUGGCGGACCCGUCACAGACUUUGCCUGGUCUCUGAGCAAUGACAUCAUCGUGUCAACGUCAUUGGAUGGGACUCUGCGCAUCUGGAACACGGAGGACGGUCGGUGCAUCCGAGAAGUCAGAGACCCAGAAUCCAGCGAGCUGCUCUGCUGCACCUUCCAGCCGAUGAAUAAUAACCUUACUGUGGUGGGAAACAGCAAGCACCACCUGCAGGUGGUUAACAUCUCCACUGGGAAGAAGGUGAAGGGGGGCUCCAGUAAGCUGACAGGCCGCGUGCUGUCUCUCUCCUUUGAUGCUCCGGGGAGGAUCCUGUGGGCUGGCGAUGACAGGGGGAGCAUCUUUUCCUUCCUCUUUGACAUGGCAACAGGGAAGUUAACCAAAGCCAAGCGUCUGGUGGUGAGUGAAGGCAGCUCCAUCUGCAGCAUAUCUGCUCGUUCCUGGAUCAGCCGCGAGGCCAGAGAUCCCUCCCUGCUGGUCAAUGCCUGUGUCAAUAAGCUGCUGCUGUACAGGGUGGUGGACAAUGAAGGAACACUACAGCUGAAGAGAAGCUUCCCCAUCCAGCAUGGAUCUCAGCAUGUUCAUAGCAUUUUCUGCCCCCUCAUGUCUUUCAGACAAGGGGCCUGUGUGGUGACCGGCAGCGAGGACACCUGUGUCUACUUCUUUGAUGUCGAACGUAACGCCAAGGCCAUAGUCAACAAGUUGCAGGGUCACGGGGGACCAGUUCUGGACGUGAGUUUCAACUGCGACGAGAGUCUGCUGGCGUCUGCCGACUCCACCGGUAUGGUCAUCAUCUGGAGGAGAGAGCAGAAAUGAAUAAGCCUCCGUCCUCUACAUAUAAAAACAAAAGGCCUGCUGCUCUUUAACCGUCCAAUUCCUAUGUGUGGGGUUUCACUGGAAUGUAACAAACAUCUAAUGUAACGAAUAUAAAGUGCAAUCACAUAGAACAUCUUCCUGUGUAGGUGAUGGGGAUGUCUUAGAAAUUAAUAUGGUGGGAAGGUGGGCGGUGUGUGCAUGUCAGCCAUCCUACAGCUGCAACUGGGAAACGGCUUUUAGGUAAAGAAAGGCUCUACCACCAUGCAUGCGUCAUGGCUUACCUCCAGCUAGCGUGGCUGUGACUGAACUUGUGAAGAGGGUGCAGUGUUCUCUUACUGAAAAAAGAAACACUUUGUAUCACACUGAUGUUCCCUCUGGCGUAGCUCUAGUUCACUAUUUAUGUAACUGUUAUUCAAGCAGUGUAAUCAAGUGUUGGUUGCUCUCAGUUGCCUGUAUGCCUUUGAGACCAUGUGCAUGAAAUUGAAAUCACAAUCAGAUCAUUUAUCCCAAGAUAUAAGUGUGUUUAUUAUGUGUUUGUACCUAUUUGUAUGUGUGUGGUCUGUUUAUGCUGGUCGCUGAUUCAGAUAAUGUAUUUAACACAAUAAAUGGCUACAUUGUAACUUAA